UUUAUAACCGGUCAGUUGCCAAUUUGACGGUCGAAUGAUGUGCUUACCGACACUAUCAGAAGAGCAGCAAAGAGAGUUGGCAAGAAAGCUUACAUAUUUUCUGUCGACAUACAAACACAUCUCCGAUUCCUUCAUAAUUGAAUUCUUUAGCGAGGAUCUAUGGGCUACAUUGCCUACCAGAUGGCAACAGAUCCUCUGUGACCUGUCACCCCCACAAAUAGCUGACCUCCUAUUGGACAGAUUGAAUGUGAAUAGAAGCUACUCUUGUGUAUGGCCUCUUUCACUAUUGGCUUUCCGGGCCACCGCGCAUGCCCUGACAUUCCCCAGGACACCCCAGGGCAAGCGGAGACAUGAAGUGGGCAUGCUGAAGCCAGAGGAGUUCUUGGAGAACAAGAGUCAGAGCUCACUGCUGGGACACAUAUUUAGGAAACAUGUGAAACCCAAGAAGCAGCAUGAGAUCCGGAGUCUGGGAACGUUGGUGAAACAGCUUUGUGACCUGACAGACUGCAAUAGUGUGGUGGAUGUGGGUUCUGGACAGGGCCAUUUGACUCGUUUCUUGUCUUUUGGGCUUGGUCUGUCUGUGACUGGAAUUGAGGCUGAUCCCACUCUAGUUUCCAUGGCAUCCAAAUAUGAUGGACAGCUUCUGUGGAUGCUGGAGAAGGAGCGGCAGAGGAAGAAUGGACCUCCGAUCUCUAGAUCUGGCCCCUCACCCUGCCAUGUGGCUGGCUGGGUCAACCCCAAAGCAUCAUGGAAAGACUUCGUCAAGCAGGUAGGAAAUGGUAAAUGUGUCUGUGAGGAUCAGACCGCUCCGGCUGGAUCCAGUAAGAAGAGACAGCGGGAGUCCAUGUCAGAACCUGAUCAGCAACAUGGUCACGGAGACCAUCCUGUGUUGACUACAGAAUCAGAAUUCCUGGGUUGUUCAGACAAUGGCCAGGCUGCAUCCCCACUCAAGAAUAAUGACAAUACAUGUACAAACUCUUUUACUAGUGUAAAACAUGAACCCCGGUCUAACUCACUCUUGUUUCCAAAACGUCAAUGCAACACUGAAGCCGGGCAAGGCCCAUAUGUCCACCCACUCUGCCAAGAGAGUUCAUCCACAGAAGUUGUCUGCCCUGUAGAAGAGGGGCAGGAAUGUCCAGAUUUUAUCCUAACGGGCCUCCAUGCCUGCGGGGACCUCAGUGCCACCCUCCUUCGCCACUUUGCCAGCUGCCCUCACGUUCGUGGCAUCACCUCCGUGGCGUGCUGCUACAUGAAGAUCACCACCAGUGAGAACCCCAACCCCCCUGGCCUCAUAGCCCCUCCCCUAUCCCCUUUGCCCACCAGUGAGGCAUCUCACUUAGAGUUUGGCUACCCAAUGAGCUCCUGGGUGCAGGGGUUGCCGGGACACCAGCUGUCCUAUAAGGCGCGGGAGGGGGCAUGUCACGCCAUAGAGGACUACAUGCACAGGCUGCGGGAGGAGAGUGGGUUGCUAAGGAUGCACUGUUAUCGGGCAACCCUAGAGACAGUUAUCAGGGAGGCGAAGCCAGAGCUGCGCAGGCCGGGAGUCCAGGCAAUAAAGAAAGCACAUCUACUACCCUUUACAGAGUAUGCCCGUCUGGGUCUGCCCCGCGUUGGCCUGCCCCCUGACCUGCCCCUGGACACCUGCAGAGUGGGGGCCAUGCUGAGGCAGGAGGGUCGUGUGGUGGUCUACUUCAGCCUGGCUCUGCUACUGGCACCGGUGGUGGAGACACUGGUGCUGCUGGACAGGAUGCUAUACCUGCAGGAGAAAGGUAUAAAGAGUCAGCUGGUGCCACUCUUUGACCCUGCGUUCUCUCCCCGAAACCUGGUACUGAUGGCUUUGAAGCAGCCGACAAGGGACGAAGAGACUGAGUGCACCCUUCCGUAACCAAGGACACCUCUAGAAACGUGUGUUGUGUUCAGAGUUUACACCCUUACUCAUUGGUGCUCAAGGACUUGAGUGUAAGUUUAGAAGUGAGUAGCUGUCUGAAUAUCCAUACUAGCGUACUACAUACUUCAACUGUAUACUAUGUACUCAUUGUCACAAACUAUUUUGCACGUACUGUCUGAAUAGAAUAGUAAUGGAGUUAUAGUUGCAUAUAUAAAUUAAAUCAAAUACCCUAGUACACACACAAACUUUUCAAAUGUUCAAAUCGACAAAAAAAAACGUAGUCAGGUGCAUCGCAAAUUCAAAACUGCUGGACAGCAACAUAACUAAAGCACUGAUCAUUGGGAAUGACAUCAGAACACUGAGAACAGAAAUCCACUUUGGGAAAUAUAAAAAUUCAAAAGAUGUAGCCUAUGACACUACACUCAUGAUCACUUUAAAGAGAACAAAAAGCUACUUGGCCAACAUUACAUUUGAACACCACUGCAGAAGCGUUGCUAUUCAGCAUCUUCCUAAUUAAGUUGAUUAAUUUUGUUAGGCCCUAGUUCUAAGUAGCCAAUCACUCACAGCCCCCCUCUUCCAAUGCAUUGUGGAAAAAUGUGCGUUGAAUUCAACUAGAUGAGCUGAAAUGAGUAACAUUUAAACCAUACUUGAUAUUUGAAAAUUGCAUACUAUAAAACUUUGUUUUCCCAUACUCAGAAUUUCGUCAUGCAAAAUUGCAUUGUUUCAUGUUAUUGGUUGAUUUUGGUAGCACAUCCCCAUAUCUGGUUGUCAAAGCUGAAAUAAGGAUCUGGCUAUUUAAAGGAUACUUGAUUUUCAAAAUGUUGCAUACUAUAAAACUUUUUUUUGCAUAAUCAAAAUAUUUAGGAUGCAAGUAUGGGUAUUCAGACAUGGCCAGAGUCAAAUGACUUUCAUCACAGAAUGUGGAAAGAAGUGAAGGGCACGCAACCAUACACAAUGCAAUUGCUUUUUCAUAUUCAUGUCUGGACAAACUUGCUUUAAUGGAAUGUGCCCCUUUCAAAUUGUGUAAAUGAAUAAAGACUAGUAUUUAGACUUCA
Messenger RNA from Oncorhynchus keta (chum salmon), 2943 nucleotides. Its product is annotated as methyltransferase-like protein 25B. The transcript has 8 exons. Lineage: Eukaryota; Metazoa; Chordata; Actinopteri; Salmoniformes; Salmonidae. Gene Ontology annotation, biological process: rRNA modification. The record is from RefSeq and is a predicted model, not a curated record. The coding region runs from base 35 to 1885 and encodes 616 amino acids. Gene Ontology annotation, molecular function: rRNA (adenine-N6,N6-)-dimethyltransferase activity.